UCAUUUCACACUAUUAGUUUGCUUCAAACUCUUCAGGAAGAAAAUAUAAUAAUAUGACGAUCUUUAACUGGGUGCAGAAGAAGCUGCACCAAAAUGUCAUCAGAGAAAUAGAUGGUGUGGCGAAAAGCGAGAAAAAGAAGAGAGGUGAAGGAACAAGUGAGAUAGAGAAGAACACGAAAGCUAUACUGGAUCAGGUUGGGUUAGUGGAUGCUCUUGAUAACUGGUUCGAUGGAGUUCUCACCAUCGGCACAUUCGGUUUUGACACUUUGAAAUUUCAAGAAGAAGCCGAAAUAGAUGAUGGUGAUGAAUGCGAGAGUGUGGGUUUGGACUAUGUCGUAGUCGAUGGUAGCAUCAUCAAGAACGUCAACCAAGAGUCGGACCCUCUUAUCUCCAAUGAGAAUAAGGUUUAUGAUCAUCAUGAGGAUUUAGAGGCGUUAUGCAUUAAUCACUUUGAGUCGGUCAAAACGGUUGAAAGGCCGGUGAUCGUGGCCGCGGCGGAGGCCGAGGUGGAGCCGGAGAAGAAGAGGACAACACUAGCCGAGCUUUUCAUGGAAGACCGAGUAAAAGACGAUGAUACGAAGCAUGACAAGAAGAAACCAAAGAACCGUAAUCUUGAUGUUGAUGGCCAGGAGGUGAAAUAUCAUAAACAAAACGGGUCAAAGCUGUCUAGUAAGUUCUCGUUUGCUAAGAAGAUGAUCAUUUCAAAGCCCAAAGAUAAAGAAGACUCGCGUCCAAUCAAGAAAGAGCAUGACUCGCGUCCAAUCAAGAAAGUGCAUCAGAUGAUAAAGAGGAUGCUAAAGAAGAAGAUUCAUCCAGAUAUGGAUGCGACUAAGGCUUCUAAAAAGGACGGUCCAUACAAGCCAGCCCUGAAAUGUGAAGCUCUCGAGACACUUUAUCUUCUUAAUGUUCCAGAUUGCGUGGCUUAGAAGUCUCACGACGUCGUACGAGAGCAAUUACUGGACGUAUGAUUUUCAUAUUAUUUGUGAUUUCUGUUUUCUUUUGUUUUUUUGAGGGUGUUCGUAUCGUUAAGAAUUAUUUCUUGUCUUUCACAAACCAUUACGGAGUUGUUACUGUUUAAUUUUGUUUUACGCAUAUUUUAUUUUAUUAUUAUGUGACUACGUGUUUUAUUCUUCAUGCAUCGUUCUACAA
Messenger RNA from Brassica oleracea var. oleracea, 1149 nucleotides. RefSeq lists its product as uncharacterized. Lineage: Eukaryota; Viridiplantae; Streptophyta; Magnoliopsida; Brassicales; Brassicaceae. Gene Ontology annotation, biological process: morphogenesis of a branching structure. The coding region runs from base 54 to 926 and encodes 290 amino acids. The record is from RefSeq and is a predicted model, not a curated record. The transcript is spliced from 6 exons.